This is a messenger RNA of Ceratotherium simum simum (southern white rhinoceros), 1651 nucleotides long. NCBI's taxonomy places the organism in Eukaryota, Metazoa, Chordata, Mammalia, Perissodactyla, Rhinocerotidae. The record is from RefSeq and is a predicted model, not a curated record.
AGGCCGCGGGACGAGGGCCGGAAAGCGGCUGCCGGUGGCCGGAAGAGCGCGCCCGGGGUAAGCUGGCCCAGCGAGACGGAGCCAGGGCGGUCGGCGGAACACCAGGGAGCUCGAGGGUCCAGCCAGAGAGCGCCCCCUCCCAUCAGAUGCUCUGACCUCUCACCCCUUGUCGGUCAUAUCUCGGGCCCUGUGCAGGCCCGGGUUUUCCAAGCAGUCGCACCAUGAACACAUCCCCAGGCACGGUGGGCAGUGACCCGGUCAUCUUGGCCACAGCGGGCUAUGACCACACGGUGCGGUUCUGGCAGGCCCACAGCGGGAUCUGCACCCGUACAGUGCAGCACCAGGACUCCCAGGUGAACGCGCUCGAGAUCACGCCUGACCGCAGCAUGAUUGCUGCUGCAGGUUACCAGCACAUUCGCAUGUAUGAUCUCAACUCCAAUAACCCCAACCCCAUCAUCAGCUAUGAUGGGGUUAACAAGAAUAUCGCAUCUGUGGGCUUCCAUGAGGAUGGCCGCUGGAUGUACACGGGUGGAGAGGACUGCACCGCCCGGAUCUGGGACCUCAGAUCCCGGAACCUGCAGUGUCAGCGGAUCUUCCAGGUGAAUGCGCCCAUUAACUGCGUGUGCCUGCAUCCCAACCAGGCAGAACUCAUUGUGGGGGACCAGAGCGGCGCCAUCCACAUCUGGGACUUGAAGACUGACCACAACGAGCAGCUGAUCCCCGAGCCCGAGGUCUCCAUCACAUCUGCCCACAUCGACCCUGACGCCAGCUACAUGGCAGCAGUCAAUAGCGCUGGGAAUUGCUAUGUCUGGAAUCUGACUGGGGGCAUUGGUGAUGAGGUGACACAGCUCAUCCCCAAGACCAAGAUCCCAGCGCACACUCGCUAUGCCCUGCAGUGCCGCUUCAGCCCUGACUCCACGCUCCUUGCCACCUGCUCUGCUGACCAGACCUGCAAGAUUUGGAGGACAUCCAACUUCUCCCUGAUGACAGAGCUGAGCAUCAAGAGCAGCAACCCUGGAGAGUCGUCCCGAGGCUGGAUGUGGGGCUGCGCCUUCUCAGGGGACUCCCAAUACAUCGUCACCGCUUCCUCUGACAACCUGGCCCGGCUCUGGUGCGUGGAGACAGGAGAGAUCAAGAGAGAGUAUGGCGGCCACCAGAAAGCCGUCGUCUGCCUGGCCUUCAAUGACAGUGUGCUGGGCUAGCCUGCGCCUCCUCAGCAUUGCAGGCAGCCAUCUGGGCACACCAGCUCAAUAUGCCUGUUCAGCUGCCAAGGUCAGAGUGAACCCCCACGGGCUAGCCUCUGCCACCCUAGGCUAGCUAGACCUGACUGACCUACCCAGGCCCCCUGAGCCAACCUAGACUAGCCAGGCCCGUCCACCCUGGGGCCCUGUCAGUGCCCAAUUGUCAUCUGGGUGUGAAAGGACUCAGGAGGCCUGCCCGAGCCUGCCUGCACUGCCCUCAGAAAUGCCGGACCCACACGGCCUAGAGCCGCCGAGGGGACCUGAGGCUGGUGCCCACCCCCAAGUCAGUGCUUUUCCCUCCCACCGGUUUCACUUCCUGAGGCCACAGAGAACACCUCACGGCCAGGUGGAGGGGUUUAUUAGCGCCGCCAGUAGCUGCCCUCCGGUGCUGGUGACAGGGCCGCCAGCUG